UGAUGACCCCGCCACUUGUUCAAUAUUCGCUUUUCCCAGCACCUUCUUCAUGGGAUUGCUUUGGUCCCCGUAAGUCGGUAUCAAGCAGCGAAGCAUCUUGGCGUCGUCGCUGUGCGUACUGCUCAUCCAGCACGGACCACCUGCAGCCGUGCGGCCACGCAGUUUGCCAGAUUUGUAUCGCCUCCCUUCCUUUUGCACUACGAUCCGCAUGCUCCAUGUGUACAGACCAGCAGCCACACACUCCAACCAUUCCAGAGGCACCACCAGCCCGCCAUCUCCUGGCACCUCCUCCAUAUUAUCCAUGCGCCAAAUUGACUAAUAUCCCUUGGGACGUAUCUCAAAACGACGUACGAAAUUUUUUCGGUCACUGUAGACUCCCUUCGUUGUCUGUACAAGCGCAAUCGAUUCAUAUCAUGAUGGAUCGCACGACAGGCAAGACGCUAUCUGACGCCUACGUUGAAUUCGCAACACAAUUAGAUCUCAUCCGUGCUAUUGAAACACGUCAUCAAAAGCCUCUCAAGGGCCGUGUCGUAACAGUUACCGAAUGUACGCAAGAAGAACUACUCACUGUCGUGUUUCCUAAAUGGCGCGGCCAAUUCUGUGGUGUAUCGGCGAUCCCACCUCCUUCCCAGGUUGUCAAAUCUAUGUCGACCGCUGCCGGCGGCGGUGGCACCCAAUGCCCUCCUUUUGUCACCCGCGAAGAAAUUAACGCGCUACUUGUCGUGUGCAAAAACUAUAAGCUUCACUUUUCUCGAAAAUGCGCAGAGCGCCCGUUCGAGAAUAUUGUCAGCGUAAUCACAAAGUAUCCAUGGCAUCAAGUACAUUUGAUUUCCACAAUGCACCGCGAUCAUAUCUAUGAAAUGCUCAAGUUAUCUAUUGAAUCCUUAAAAGCACACCUUUCAAAGGACUAUGUUCAAAUCGAUUCUUCGCUGUUGGAACGUGUAACACGUGCAGGAAUCAUGUGUCCAGCAUUCACUGAACGGCAGAAAAUGACGUUGCUACAGACCGCCAGAAUUGAAUGCACACCAGAUCUUUUCCAAUAUCUUUUGCCAGUUGGUCCACCAUCUCCUGCAGGACCUGUUCCUGAGCCAUACUAUCAAAAGGAGAGCUUCUUACAAAAAGUAUAAACGCAACGCUAUUGCCUCUUACAGCUCUAAUUGAUAGAGAACAUGCUUAACACAUCCAACAACACCUACAACUACAGCAAUACAGCACACGCAUGCACUCAAAUGAAUACUGUAUACACACCAACUAGCAUUUGUCCAAUUUCCUUCAUACUCUUAUAAUUUCUUUCAUUUAUUGUUUAUGACAGUUUAUAAUAUCAUUUACAACGAAAUCAUUGUUAUUUAAUUAAUUUUAUUCUUUC
Molecule: messenger RNA, 1366 nt
Organism: Zychaea mexicana
Lineage: Eukaryota; Fungi; Mucoromycota; Mucoromycetes; Mucorales; Lichtheimiaceae
Exons: 4
Biological process (GO): regulation of RNA splicing
Cellular component (GO): nucleoplasm; ribonucleoprotein complex
Molecular function (GO): RNA binding
Source: RefSeq, a predicted model, not a curated record